AUGAAACACCAUUUUGAGUUAGCUCGCAUGUUAUCGUUUUUCCUCUGGGGAAGUUAUCUUUUCCACUGUACCACUGCUUCAGAAGGUAAAUAACCUAAUGCAAGUGUCUACGAAGUUUUCGGGCUAAAUUUGCUUUAAUUAUCAAUCUUGGUCACUUGAUAAAUUCUCGAGGUUUUGAGAGGAUAGACAACCUUUCCCUUCAAUAUCUCAAGUAUUUGUAUCUGAAGAUGUUAAUUAAGCACCUGUUCUUCCAGGGGCUGGAUUUUUCUGAACGUAAGAUAUUUAUUUUGUCGUUAGAAGACGUAUUUGUGCUUAUUUUUUUACUACUGGAUAAACUUUUAGAAUGCGAAUACACGUACCCUCUUGGCAUGGAAAACGGUGCAAUAUCUGACAGUCAAAUUAGCGCCUCUUCCCAAUGGAGCAGUAGUCUUAGCCCCAAAAAUGGCAGACUACAUCAUGAACAAGGCCCCGAAAAAGGAGGAUCCUGGUCAGCGAGGACAAAAGAUGAUAAACAGUGGCUGCAGAUUGAUCUGAGAGAUCAACAGACCAAAGUUACUCGCGUAGGAACGCAGGGAAGGAGUAGAAAUCAUCAGAGGGUUACAAAGUACAAACUGCAGUAUGGUAAUGAUGAAGGAAGCUUGCAAUAUUUCAAGGAAGAAGGACAAAGUGCUGAUAAAGUAGGAUUGCAAAUUUCAUACGAAUGUUCUCGUAUACCUCCAUACAUUUGUUCGUGCAUGCAUUUUUUCGUCAGAAUAAUUAAAAUAAUUUUAAAAUGUGUUUAAAAAGAAAGAGUAUCAAGUGGACCACAUGUACAUAAGGUUUUGAUAUCCUUAGCAAGAUCAGUUGGAAACAUAAAUGAACCGAACGUACUUGACAGCUUAACUAGGGGAAAAGCUCUCAGAAAAGAGAAUUAAUUCCUCUUGUCAACCCCUUAACACCCAGAAGUGAUCAACACUUAACUUCUCUCCUUAAUAUCCAUACAUUAUCCAUCAAGCAGUUCAAGAGAAUACUCAGACAAACUUAUCAGAUAUGAGUUGUUAUCAUGAUAUGACACCAAAUUCUCAUAACUGUUAUUUACAUGGAAAUGUAUUGCAGCUAUUAGGGAGAAUCACCAAUCAGAUCUUGGGAGUUAAAGUGUUGAUCAAAACUGGCAGGUCUAAGCUGCCAAUUCUUGAAUUUUAUCCACUAUCAUUAUUAAUUCUUAAUUUAUCCUAUUAAGGAGUUUAAUGGAAACACGGACAAAGACACCGUUGUGGUAAACGUUUUAAACCCACCAAUCACUGCGCGCUACAUUCGUUUCCGACCGGUAGCUUGGAAAAACCAUAUUUCAAUGAGAGCAGAGCUGUACGGCUGUCAUAGAGGUAAACGAGGUAAGUACUAAAAAAAAGAACGACCUAAAACCACCUAAAACCACCUACAACCACCUACAACCAUCUACAACCACCUCAAAAAUUUCAACAACCACCUACAACCACCUCAAAAACAUCUACAACCACUCGCAAACUAUCUAAAACCAUCUAAAACAAGGCAUAAAUGUUAAAGAACUUUACUCCUAUCGUUGCUUUAAUAUCACUAUUUAUCCCACUUCUUUGCAGAUUCCUGCCGAUCUCUGAAAUUCACCCCAUCAAUAGAUGGCCGCGCCCUCGUGGGUCACGUGAUUAAAAACAUUACUUUGCACGUGGGUAUGCGUCAUACCUGUAGAGGAAAGUGUGUAAUUGAUAAUAGCUGCGCAUCAUUUAACAUCGGUCCAUCAAUAAACGAUCAAGUGCUAUGUCAGUUGAGCGAUUCUGAUCACGUCAGACAUCCUGAAGAUCUGAAACCACGAGAUGGGUUUACCUACACUGGUACUGAGGUAAGAUUACCCAAAAAAUCACGUAUACCUCCAUGUAAUUCUGCAGAUUGUCUGAUGACAGAGCUGAGAAAGAGGAUCACUUGUCGAAAACUUUUGUUGGAUCACGGAGAGAGACAAAAGCAUCCAAACUUAAACAACAGCGAAGUUUUCCGCCCUGGGUAAGAGGUUACUGGUGUGGUCAAGGUUACAAAUUAAGUUACAGAGCUUUUCACCCCGAAAGGCAGCCAUGUUGAUACUCUGCUGCGAAGUAACGUACACAAAUGUAGUUCGAUCCCAAAAAUGUACCAACUUCAGUCCUCACACUUUGGUGAAAAGCUUAGACCCCCCUUUUUUUCCUCUGUUAACUGAAAUUACAUGGAUGGUCAUCAGCGUUAAGUUUUAAUCGUUUUGAAAGCAUCUGGAUUGAUUUAUCAACAGGAUAACAAGAGUUAAUUUUAGAAGAUAGCUCACGCUGGUACUUCAAGUAAUCAAUGAAACCAUCUAGGUGGAGGGGUUGUGAUGUAACUUUUUUCCCAUCAUCGGUUUUAUAAAGAGCUUAAGAUAAUUUAUCCUUCACCUUUUUUGUACCUAUCAGAGCCCUUGCUCCAGUGAUCCUUGCAUGUUUAAUGGGACGUGCCUGAGGGGAUUUACAUACAAAAAAUACCUCUGUGUGUGUCAAGAUGGUUAUUGGGGAGAAAACUGUGAAAGAGGUGAGGCGUACUGCGCAUGCUACACAAGACUCAGUUUUGUUCGACACAAUGGCGAAAUAAGUGAGCAUGCUUGUAACGCGCGAGAAAUUUUACGUGUGCAAAGGAAUGGAAAUGAGAGUAUUUCUUCAGUAACAGUAUUGCGGAAAAAUGACGGCAUUUUAAAAAUUUCCAUUGUUUGCUUUCAUUUUGCAAAACAGAUAAGAUCUUUGGAAACUUCCCAGUCACAUAUCUCACUCAACAGAAAAAAAUUUUGCUGUCACAGAUGUGAAUUUAUGGACUAAGUAGAGCAUCCGUAACACGGUAACGAAUUUUGUAGCGACUGCUAUUGCCUUUGCUUUCUGGCUAAAUUUAAAACUGCUUACGAUGACCUUUAAUUUAAAAAAUGCUUCCUAACCUUCAGACUUUUCCAUAAGAGCAACCUCCAUUAAUUGUUUACUUGUUUCACAUUAAUUACUAUCCAAAAAAGUGUGAAACGAUUUUCUGUUCGUUCAUCAACGAAAAUCAUUCACGCUAGAGUCACAAAACGCUCCCUGAACGCGCCAUAUCCGCCGAGCAUGCGCACUCAUUCCGCCGCUGUACAAUAUCGUUUUGUACCAUAUAUUCAGUGCUUAUGAAAUAUAUCCUAAUCAUAACUCAAUCAGGUAAAAGAUAUGAGUUCCGGAAUGUUUAAUUCCUUGACAGACCACCCUUGAUUAUCACUCAAAGCAUUGGACUGAUGAAAAUGAGACAAUUCUUGAACACUUCCUUCUCAAAGAUCUGUCUUGGUAUAUAGAUCGACCCACAGCUCAGGUUCAUUGUCACCAUCAAGCACACCAACUCUAUUUACUGGGUCGUGACUCGUGAAAGUCGCUUAUUGGUUUACAAGCAUCUUUGUAGUAUUACUGUGGUAAGGAAGGAUUCAGUGCUGAAUGCUUAUAGGAGAAAUGCUCAAGCAAGAAUUUCAUGGUCGCUGACAAUGAAGAUGACUGCUUCUUAUGUGAUUCUAGAAUCAGAUUUUGUAUUAACUGUUUUCCGAACGAUAGUAUCAAGUGUGGAAAUUUUUCCUCAACAGAUAAUGGCGAAGCGAACAUCAGAGCAAUGGGCUUCAUAUAAAUGCAGUGACUGAAAAGUGCUCAGAUGCCUUUAAAGCUUCUACUAUGAAAGCCAUUUCCCACUGCAAAGAACAGUGUGCUCUCUCAUGGUGAUUUGAUUCCACCCAUCUGCAUUUAUCUGAUUCCACCUAUAUAUAGCAAUUGAUCUUAUCUUUUUCACCCCAAGCUAACUAACUGUCAUGACGUCUAUCAGACAAACAGACAGGCAUGAAAAGUCCUUCUGAUUGUCUCUAGUAUUAAGCCCAC
Molecule: messenger RNA, 3878 nt
Organism: Pocillopora meandrina
Lineage: Eukaryota; Metazoa; Cnidaria; Anthozoa; Scleractinia; Pocilloporidae
Source: the annotation of a GenBank genome assembly